This is a messenger RNA of Callorhinchus milii (elephant shark), 4849 nucleotides long. RefSeq names its product tyrosine-protein kinase receptor Tie-1. Gene Ontology annotation, molecular function: protein binding; transmembrane receptor protein tyrosine kinase activity; ATP binding. NCBI's taxonomy places the organism in Eukaryota, Metazoa, Chordata, Chondrichthyes, Chimaeriformes, Callorhinchidae. The transcript is spliced from 24 exons. Gene Ontology annotation, biological process: multicellular organism development; positive regulation of kinase activity; protein phosphorylation. Gene Ontology annotation, cellular component: signaling receptor complex. The coding region runs from base 1 to 3687 and encodes 1228 amino acids. The record is from RefSeq and is a predicted model, not a curated record.
AUGAUUUUGUUCCCGUUGUACUGGAUUGUGUUUCCUUUUCAUUUGACAGGAGCUAUUUUGGACAUCUACCUGAUCACUGAUCUCCACCCAUCCUCCCCACUUGUGGUUCCCCUCUCUUGUGUGUCUGCUGACCGCCAGUAUGAUAAAUCUGAACUUAAAAUGCAAAAGGACAAUACCAUAUUUCAGGUCAAAACGCACAAUUUCAAUUAUGUAAAAGAUCUAACCAGAUACAAUGGGAUCAAAGCACAAGGUGUCACCAGGUCCUGGGAGCAGGUGGGAAUCUAUUACUGUGAAGGAACUCGCCAUUCGGAGAAAACUCACAUUUUAACAAUGGUUAACAGUGAUUCAGCUGAAUUCUACCCCAAUAAACUGACAAUGACCGUUAACAAGGGUGAAACUGCUCUCCUUGUGGUGCAGAAACAAAAUGCAGUGAAUGAAGAUAUUAUGUGGAAGUGUAAUGGUACUUAUUUCAGUACAACCCAUGUGAAUGAAAUCGAGAAUGGCACUGCUUCCAUGGAGAUUAAGAAUACAGCACCUUCCCAUACCUGUGUUUACAGCACAUCAACCCUCAGUGGGAAUCUUCUGAAAGGAGCAUUCUUCAGACUUAUAGUCCGAGGUUGUCCACAUAAGAAAUGGAGCUCAGCAUGUGACAGAGACUGCCCUGAUUGUCUGAAUGGAGGAAUCUGUCAUGAAGGGACAGGAGAAUGUAUCUGUGGACCAGGAUUUACUGGACAAAACUGUGAAAUUAUUUGUGGGGUUGGAAAAUUUGGUCGCAAAUGCCAGGAGGAGUGUAAACGUUCAGGGAGCUGCAGUGGUUACAGAUUCUGUUUACCAGAUCCUUACGGCUGCUCGUGUGCCACUGGGUGGCAUGGGAAGAAAUGCAAGGAUGCCUGUAAUGCUGACACCUAUGGACCAGACUGUAGGUUGAAAUGUCAAUGCCAGAACGGAGGAACGUGUGAUCGAUUCUGCGGAUGCAAAUGCUCAACGGGCUGGCAUGGCCAGCACUGUGAAAAAUCAGAUAACAUGCCUAAAAUUGUGGACACGUUUACAGAAGUUGAACUAAACCUCAAUUCAAGUCCUCUGAUGCUUUGUUCUGCCUCCGGGAAACCACUGCCAGUUGAUCGAGACAUUCAGAUCCACAAACCCAAUGGAAAAAUCCUAGAAGCAACAAAAUCCAUCAUGCAAGGUAAUAUAACUACCUCGGAAUUUAAGUUACCAAAGAUCCUUCCCCAGGACAGCGGCGUGUGGAAAUGUGUAGUGACAACAGCCGCUGGAAAUGACUCCAGGAGGUUCAAAGUCAUUGUAAAAGCCCCUCCGAUCCCAAUAAACCCACCAAUUCUUCUGGAGAAGAAGAGUAAGCAGCUAAUAGUGAGCCCAAACAGCGAGAAAUUCAGUGGAGAUGGACCAGUGAGAUCUGUCAAACUCCUUUACAAACCAAAGGACAGUAGUGCACAAUGGUCUUCAAUAGUAGUUGACCAUAAUGGACCGAUCACACUGAUGAAUUUGAAGCCUUCGACAAGCUAUCUAGUUCGAGUGCAGCUCACACGUCAAGGAGUGUAUGGAGAAGGACCCCAAGGACCUAAUGCUACCCUAGAAACAGACUGUCCAGAGCCCACCACGGUGCCAAAAAUCGACCGGGUCUUAGCCGAGGGCAGGAACACCAUCUCCGUCAGCUGGAACAUUUCUAAAGAUCACGAGGCGGGAAGUGGGUUCCUUGUGCGAGUCACUGGUCCUGGGCAUGUGGUUCAGAAAGAGCUUCGGGUGCAGCCUCUGUCCGUGCGAUCCACGCAAAUAACCAACCUGGCAGCUGGAAAUGAAUAUAAAGUGGAUGUCAUGGUGUACCAUUGUGGCAGCCUCGGGCCACCAUCCAACUCAGUCACCGUGAGAGUGGAAGGAGGCACUCCACCUCCCAGUUACGUCCAGGCUGCGACUCUGUCCCAGACCACAAUGCGAUUAACCUGGACACCACCUCUCAAUACACGUGGAAUAAAUAAAUACACCAUUGAGUACCAGCAGAUGGAGCCACCCAGUAAGCCCAAAUGGAUCGAUACCGUUGAUGGAAAUGAAACCACCAAGAAUCUCAAAAAGCUGAAGCCAAGUACACGAUAUCAGUUCCGUGUUCGAGCACAAUCCAAUGUUCCGGGCAAAUGGAGUGAUCUCGUCACCGCCUGGACGUUCAGUGACUCAAUUCCACCUGCCCCCUAUAACGUUAAGGUGUGGAACAUUACGGACACGUCUGCAGCAAUCUCCUGGUUAGUACAGGAAGAGCACGCCAUCUCCUCUGUUAUUAUAAAGUAUAAAAUCUAUGGGGCUGCAACGCACACUGAUGUCAGAGAGAUUAAUUUGGCUGAAAAGCCUACUUCAAGGUGUGUCCUGGGGGGGCUGCAAGCUGAGACGCCAUACCUUGUGGAGGUUUUAGCCAAGAACAAUAAGGGAGAAAGCAGGCCCAAUCCCAUGAAGGAGCUUCGGACAUCAGCUACCCCACCAGCUCCUCCUAGCGCUCCGCAAAAUUCUGCGAGUUUACAGCAGCAACCUCAAGGUGACCAGCAGUUGCUGAUGGCUAUUAUGGGUUCUGUGUCAGUGACUUGCUUGACCAUUCUGCUUGCACUGCUGGGUCUCUUCUGCGUACGUAAAAACCUCUUCCAGCGACGUCGGACGUUCACUUACCAGUCAGGAUCUGGUGAAGAAACAGUCCUUCAGUUUAAUUCUGGAACUCUGACACUCACGCGCAGGCCAAAGCCACAGCCCGAACCCCUCACCUAUCCAAUCCUGGAGUGGGAUGACAUCAAAUUUGAGGAUGUUAUUGGAGAAGGAAAUUUUGGACAAGUCAUUAAAGCCUUGAUUAAAAAGGAUGGAACGAAGAUGAAUGCUGCGAUUAAAAUGCUAAAAGAAUUUGCUUCUGAGAAUGAUCACAGGGACUUCGCAGGAGAACUGGAAGUUUUGUGUAAGCUUGGGCAUCAUACUAACAUCAUCAACCUGCUGGGAGCCUGUGAGAACAGAGGCUAUCUCUAUAUCGCCAUUGAAUACGCUCCAUUUGGGAACCUACUAGAUUUUUUACGGAAAAGCAGAGUUCUGGAGACGGACCCAGCUUUUGCAAAAGAGCAUGGGACUGCAUCAACUCUAACCUCACAGCAGCUUCUGCAGUUUGCCUCUGAUGUAGCAAAAGGAAUGCAGUAUCUGAGUGAGACACAGUUCAUUCACAGGGAUCUUGCAGCCAGGAACGUGUUAGUCGGAGAAAAUCUUGUGGCAAAAAUUGCAGACUUUGGACUAUCUCGAGGAGAGGAGGUGUACGUAAAAAAGACCAUGGGCCGGCUGCCUGUGCGAUGGAUGGCGAUUGAGUCUUUGAACUACAGUGUCUACACCACGAAAAGUGAUGUGUGGUCGUUUGGAGUACUGCUGUGGGAGAUUGUCAGCUUGGGUGGAACUCCAUAUUGUGGAAUGACGUGUGCAGAACUCUAUGAGAAAUUACCUCAAGCCUACCGGAUGGAGAAACCCCUUAACUGUGAUGAUGAAGUUUAUGAACUGAUGAGACAGUGCUGGAGAGAUCGACCCUACGAGCGACCCCCCUUCGCUCAGAUUUCAAUGCAAUUGAACCGGAUGCUCGAAGCAAGAAAGGCUUACGUGAACACAGCUUUGUUUGAAAAUUUUACAUAUGCUGGAAUAGAUGCCACAGCAGAAGACGUGUGACCACAAACUGUUCCUGGACUCAGUCAGAUGGGCAGAGUUUCGUUGGCCCUUUAUUGAUGCUAGUCACAAACAGCAAUUCACAAACCAAAUCAUGGUCACAGUGCCGUUCAAAGAGAUGGCAAACUUUGACAUGGCCACUUGCGGCAUAAGGUGGCAAAGCAGAAAAAUGUCUGAAACAAGAUGAUUUUUGCAGCUCUAUGAGUUUAGGAUCUGGGUAUAAUUCUAAAGACUGAGUGGUUAAUAGUGGUUAACACAGUAAUGGAAUGGAGUUCCAUAUUAUCCCAAGUCAUUGGACACAAAUCAACAACCCAGAUUCACCAGGAAUAGCAGCCAUUACGACGACUCCAUGAAUGAUGUGAUCUUCAGUUUCUCAAGUGAAAUAAAGGAAAGAUGAUUAGAUUUUCUUCAACCUGGAUAAUGGAACAGAAGGAUAUUGUUAAAAGACUAUCUUUUAGACUGAAGUAUAUACCACCUGAACACACCCUUCAAUGUAGAAAGUAGAGAUCUGCUCAUCACUGAAACCCACAUGGAUGGAGGGUUGUAGCAGGCAUAUAUUUAUUCAGUUUCUAUCGCUUUAUUCAUUCUGAGAAACUGAAAACUAUUUUUUAUAGGAUAGGCAUGCAUGCUGUGGUGUGUGAUAGUUUAUUCAGCUCAGAAUUCACGAUACUUCAAUCUAAGUCUGUACCAUAACCUGGUCGAGAUAUUCUGUGUUGUAUUUUUGUAGUAAUUAUCUCAAGAGUUUUAUUAAAUUAGAUUACGUUGUUGUUGAGAAGGUUCACAUGUAUACUGCACAUGUUGACAUUGUGCACAUGUACAUAUGGACAUGUACGUGUAUGUACAUAUUUGACGUAGAUACAAAUACUAUAAAAGUAUAGAAAUGUGUGUCACUCGAAACAAACACUUAGCCAUAUCCAUACACUAUGUAUUUCCCAUUGGAUAAUCGUAAAGGUGUGCAUAUUGUGUCAGUCUGUGUCUAUGAACAUUAUAUAAGUGACAUCAGUUGUGGGUUGUAACAGUAAACUAUUCCAGAAAUAAGUGAAAGUUCUUUGAUUGCUGAGUCAUGUGAGAGCACCUUAUCUGAUUGUCAAUUUCCUUCAGUGUGCACCUGUUUUAUUGUGAACACAAUCUGCUUACCUAGUGUACAAUAAAUACCUUUAUGCAA